This is a messenger RNA of Lolium perenne, 1053 nucleotides long. RefSeq lists its product as uncharacterized. Lineage: Eukaryota; Viridiplantae; Streptophyta; Magnoliopsida; Poales; Poaceae. The record is from RefSeq and is a predicted model, not a curated record.
AGAGAGGAGAAAGGGGACACGAAACCACAGUGGCUGCAAUGGCGUCGCCCGCUCCUGUGACCGGGAAGCUGAUCGCUCCCCUGCGGCCGCCGGCGUCGGUCCGCUACGGCGGCGGCGGAGUCGGAUUCAGGUCGACGCGGCCGUCGCUGACCGCGGGCGCGGUCCGGUUCAGGGUCUCCGCCUCUGCUUCCGACUCGGACGUGCCGGACUUCCUUUCCUCCGACUGGCUUGAAACACGCAAGAAGAAGCCUUUUGGCCCCAGGUUGAAUUAUAAUGCAGAAGAAGCAGUGGAAUACCAACUUGAGGCCUUGAAAUACAAUGAUAAACCUCGCCCAGAUUAUGGAGUAGAGGUCAUGUACCGGUUUGCAGGCUUUGAUCCAUUUGAAAGGUCAACUUAUUUCGGACGACAGUUUGAUCUUGGUCAGUUCGAACGUUUCCGGCGGAUAUUUCACCAUUCAACUUACAGAGUGCUGCUUGCCCACAAAGAAAGAGAAAUAUUGAGCAGAUUAUGGGUUGAAGAGAACCAAUUUAAGCAGAGAGUCUGGGUCCGGGGAGCUCGUCCAGAGGAAGAAGAGAUAUUCCAAUUUACAAUGAUUCAGAGAGUUGGAGGCUCAUGGGAUGGUUACUGGUUAACCGAGAGCUUGACCAAUGAUGAUGGAGACGCUUUCACGGGUGGGGUUGCUUAUUGAUCAGUGUGUAUCUUGAACAUUCUGCCAGCAUGCUGAUAUACAUAUGAAGCCCCAAUACAUAUAUACAACUCGAGCACGCUGAUGUACAUAUGUAGCAAAUGAGCAAUGUAAGUAUGAGUUAUGAACUGAUGGUCCAGUUAUAGGAGUUGUCGCUGUCCAUACAGAUGUCACACCUGGAUUAGCAGAACAAUCGAAUUUGUGGUAGAAUUGGCCGGUGUGUUCCCAUUCUGUAAAGCAUUUCUUCAUGUCAACCAUACCGCCAAGUGGCCAAAUGUAUAGAAAAGUGUUGCUUUCGAUACAAUUGUAAGUUUAUAGAACACCCAGAUUCUGAAUAUCUUGGAAUUGCAAAGGUUGUUGAGCCAAA